Pararge aegeria (speckled wood butterfly) is the source of this 17745-nucleotide messenger RNA. It is a transcript of the gene HERC2, whose product is annotated as probable E3 ubiquitin-protein ligase HERC2. Bases 156 to 14729 code for a protein of 4857 amino acids. The transcript is spliced from 89 exons. NCBI's taxonomy places the organism in Eukaryota, Metazoa, Arthropoda, Insecta, Lepidoptera, Nymphalidae. The record is from RefSeq and is a predicted model, not a curated record. Gene Ontology annotation, biological process: protein ubiquitination. Gene Ontology annotation, molecular function: metal ion binding; ubiquitin-protein transferase activity.
UCGAUUGAUUUGAUUGUCGGAUGAAAUUUUAUUUUUCUCCUAUUUUUUGUGAAAUUAUGUGACUUCUUCGUAGAAAUAACAUGUCCUUUGCAACUAUGAAAACUGUGAAGAUGGAUAGGCUUUAAUAAGUUUAGUGAAUUGAACCAGUUUCGAAUAUGUCUGUCCCCGAGGAACAAGACAACUUCAUAUUUCGUCCCCAACAACAUUUAGACCCGAAAUGGCUUAAUCCUGACUUACAAGAAGCCCUUCACGACCCCGAAGCUGUUUGUACUCUAUUCAAUAGUUUACUGCAAGACAGGGAAAUAUAUUUCGACGCCGGAAACGGGUUGGUAAAUGGUGCUGGAAUAACUGCUAAACUUGGUGACAGCGGAAAAUAUUAUUGCGGACUAAGGAUUCUGAACUGUACUUGUUGUGAUGGUCUUUGCGGUCCUCAUUCGGGAUGUGCAUGCGCACCCUGUACAGCACUUUCGGCUGAAGAAGAGCUUCGGACCUCUAUUCAGUCUAAAAUUGUUGCACCACCACCCUCUGUCCAGGUUAUUGAUGAUAUCAAAUGGAAGCUAGAUCCAGGUCCGGAAUGUCUCAAAAAUCUUAUGGAAGCACUUGUUUGGGAGCAGAGAGUGAGGGCAAUAAAUACAGCAGCCAGCUGUCCGUUUAUAUCACAAAUCCGCAGAUUAAUUGUGCUCUGUCAUAGACAUCUUGUUGCAGUGAUAAGGGAUCAAAACAACCACAAAGAGGCUAAAAAAACCAAAGUUGAGAAGAAACCAGUGCAUGGUGUUAACAAUAGAAAUUUAAACAAUGUUGUCACCACACUAAACAAACCAAUGGAAUUAGGCUCUGAAAUGCAAGAAGAGGCUGAGGAACCAAGUGAUGAGACUGAAAGUGCCUUUGCUCUAGCGCGCGUAGGCGCAAGAGCUGCGUUACGUCUCGCAUUGUCUUUGGUGCGUCGCGCGUGGCGAUGCGGUGAGGAAGCCGAUGUUUGUUCUGCGUUACUUCGAGAUGCAUUAGAUGCAGUCAGAGGAUUGCCAGAAGCUGCAUUAUACGCUGGCAGUGGGCAACUUAAUUCUAUCGCCCAACAAGCGCCGCGUUCGCAAAAGAUCUGGGCAGAGGUUGUUGAUAGUGCAGCAAAAUUCUUGCAUCAAGUGGUUGCUGGUGAAGUAGGUUGCAACGUUCCUCAAGGUGAUUGGCGGAUCUCGCUUUGCGUGUGGGUCGAGUUGUGCGCACGUCGCGCCGAAUUACCCGCACUAUUAAAAGCUGCAGAUGUGCUAGUCACGUUACCGCCCAAGCAGAAACGACAACCAGAUAACAGAAUAGUGUUAGAAGAAUGCACAGCACCAUUAGGCCCAUUCCUAAGACGCAUGGCUAAAGUGGCAGCUCCCAAUCCAAUUGUUAACUCUGAACCAAAUAGCGAGUGUAAUAAUUCUACAGAGUUAUAUCUCAAGGAACUAGUUAUACCAAGUGGUGAUGGUCUGAUGAGUGUGAGGAAGGCUGGUAUUGCUUUGCUAUGUCAUUUAGAUCGACUUGGAGCUCCAUUGUUACCACCUUUGCAAGGUUUUGUCACUUGUACUGAGUCGGCACAAGAAGUAGUUAUAAUAGGUUCCGGUUUAGUUCAAUUAGGAAGUUUAAGAAUACAACAAAUCGCGUGUGCUGAGAAAUUGGCUUUACUUUUGACUCAUGAUGGCGCUGUGUACACUUUGCCUUACGAUACGAUGACUCCACUUCUGGUACCGGGACUAGAAAGUAAAACAAUAACUCAAAUGGCAUGCCAUCCAAACGGGCGGCACUACCUUUGUCAGUCAUCGUGUGGUGGCGUCUGGUCAUGGGGCGCGGGUGAAGACGGGCGACUGGGUCACGGUGAUACUGCUGCGAGAGAUGCACCUCAACCUUUACACCAUCUGGCUCACCAUGAGGUCGUAAGAGUUGCAGCCGGGAUCGCUUGCAGUGCUGUUAUAACAUCUCGUGGGGCAUUAUACACUUGGGGCCGUGGUACACAAGGAAGGCUUGGUCACGGAACAAUUGAAACCUGUCUUACUCCGCAACCCGUCUCCUUUAACGCACACAACAUCGAAAGGAUAAUUGAUAUCGCUCUUGGUUGGGGUGAAGGUCAAACUCUUUGUUGCACUUGGGAAGGCGCAGUACAAGUGUUUGGAGAUAGCGAAGCGGGUACUCCGAGAGCUCUCACAUCAUUAUCUACUCUACGCGUUACUCGAGUCUAUACCGGAGAAAAUUGGCACGCCGCGCUUACUGAUGGGGGACAAGUCUACACUUGGGGUAAAGGAGAUGGAUACAGAUUAGGUCAUGGAAAUUUAGAAUCUACUAAAAUACCCAAAUUAGUUGAAGCUCUUCAAGGUAUAAAAAUAGUAGACAUGUCACUCGGUAUGUCACACGGAAUUGCGUUGUCAUCUGAAAGCGUACUGUACGCAUGGGGCACGCACGAACGUGCGCAAAUCUCUAACACCGUACCGCAACCCUUGCAAGCGUUUAAUUCUUCAUUUAAAGCAAAUGGUGUUUCCACUGGACCUUUACAAAUAAUUGCGUGGAGUGAAGAAAAUCCUAGGGAUCUCCCUUCUUCAAUGCCUUUUGUUAUUGACUUGUCGGAAAACACGUUUAGGUUCCUCGAGCGGCUUCUAAGAAUAGUGGUAGAACAAAGUACAACAGCGAAUAUUAAGGAAAAUGAAUGUCUAGCAAUCUCAUGUUUGAAUCUCCUUAGGUUACAAGUUCACGCCUGGCAAUGCGCUCGGGGCAAUGAAAUAGACGAAACAGAUUCGGAAAGUAGACCCUGGUGCGCCGGUGUGCAUACUGCGUUAGUGGCGCUAGUUGAAGGAAGAGCUGGAGUAGCGGCCGCGGCGGCUGCUAGGAAGGCUUUGGCUGCGGCCUGGCCUAUUCUGUUACCUACUCCUCAAAUACGAGCUCAGCAUCUAAUAGCUUUGUUGCCUCAGGGAUCAGUCCCCGCUAGUACAGGAGCAAGAUUUAUGACAGAACUACUAGUUUGGUCUUUAUUAGGCGGCGGAGGUUUGCGAGAUGCUUUACGAAACGCACUUCAAGCUCAUUCUACAGAUGCGUACAAUCAUUUGCAGUUAGACGACGAAUACGACCAAAUCGACAUAGUGACUGGACAAAGAGGACAUUCAGCAACGACUAUGUCUGAUGAAAGCGAAGUUGUACCAGCAAAUUGUACAGAGGAAUAUCAAAUCAUGAAUAACACAACAGUCGGCGAAAACGGCGCUUCGGUUCCGCUUAUGCAUUUGGUUAAGCAUUUGAUACGCAACACGAGUUGUCAGACGCAAAUGCUCAUAACCCUCAUAAUGAACGGUGAUACCAGUAAGACUGAUGAUCUCAAGGGGCAUGACACUGUGAGUCCUAGCUGCGACCUUCUUAUCAGAUUUCAGAGGUUACUAUUCAGUGAAGCGAUGUGGUCUAGAGGUGGCCGCAGCACGCGUGGUGGAGUACAAUCCCUGCUCACACAGUACACAACUCUGCUGUCAGAACACGUACAUUCCACGCUAAGUUGCUUUUCGAGGGCUGUUCAUAGAGCUGACAAUGCGCAGUUGGUUGCACUUUGCGAUCUGGUUAGCGCUGAUAUUGUUGGUCGUGUAAUGAGUGAACUAGCAGUAUGGGUGUGUGCAUGUUCGGCACGCUCGGCCAUUUCUCUUUCCGAGUGCACGGACUCUCUUGUGAAUAUUGUGCGUGCUUGUGACGAAGCGGCACGAACCUUACCUUCUGCCCCGAAGCUGGAUGCUGAUCUACUAGGAUGGCCAGGCCUCAUGUCGAAGCGGCACCAGUUAAACCGCAGUGUUAUACGCAAGUGCGACCUCCAAAAUCAUACCAAAGAAGGAGGAUCAUGGAUACUAAUCGCUGGCCACGUAUUCGACGUCGAAAAUUUUGAAUGUGAAAACGCGAGUACUGUGGAGUUAGUACGAAAAAUGCGCGGAUGCGAAGCCACCGCUGCCUUGAGUGUAGAACCUCAUGCCGCUUUUCUUUCAAGGAUUACCGAGAAAUGUGUCGGAAUUUAUGCUAGUCAGAUAUACAGUCAUAAGUGUCAGGAAAGUACAUCGAGUCUCCGAACACACCAUAUCCUAUCAUCUUGCGCAUUUAACCUAGCGUUGGGUCUGUCACAAUGCGGCCUACGGUUAGCGCGUUCCUUGCCAAUUCAACAAGCUGAACGUGAGACCGCGACCUAUGCAGCUGCCGUUUUUCUACGAGGUGGUCUUCAGACAUCUCAACCAGCAAAUCCCUUCGAAGAGGAAAAGGCAGAAGCUCGAAGCGGUUCUUCCACAGGCGGCAAUAGUCCAGCGAGCGAUACUCCACACAUGUCUCACACAUCACAUACAUCCAAUGUACUGUAUCCGCCACAGACGCGUAUUACCCGAGUGCCGAAAGUUAAUGUCACAGUAUCGUCCAUGCGAGCGGAUACGUUACUAUUCGCGUUGGCUGAACCCAAAUUACACGAUCCUUUAGCCUUACAUUUGUGGUGGGCUUGUGAACGUCGUGAAGGUUGUGCUCCUCAUUUUCCUCCUGAGCAUCCUCUUGAAGAACUAAGGCGCGCUUUAUUGGCUGUUCUGUUAUACCACUCCGGCCUAAGAGAGCAUGCUUUAGCAACUGCUACUGCAGAAAUGGAAAAAGGCGAAGUGAAGCUCUCUCCAGCUAUGUCUGAAAUCGUUAAAGCUGUACAACAGAGUAAAUGGACACUGAUGCGAACAAGGCAACAAUUAUCGAGAGGAUAUAAAGAAGUAUGUGCGGCGCCCUUAGAAAGAGCUCGGUUCCUCUUACACGAAGUACGCGCAGCUAUUUCGCCAGCUGUAUCAGCGUUACACUCAAGACCGCCUUCUCGUCGUCCGCCCACGGCAAAAAAAAUAUUCCAAAGAGUUAUGAGAAUGGCCAAAUCUCCCACUUUUAAUAAAUGUUUUGAAACAACAAAAGACCUUAGAAAUAGACAAAAUAGUCUCAGCAAAAGUAUGCUCAAAGCAACAGGUAGCUUACUGCAAGGGGACGCAUUGCUAAUAAAAUCUGCUCUAGGGAAUCAAAGUAGACCAGAGGAAAUCCAAACAAUUAUUGUAGAACCGCCAAAAGGUCACGUUAAUUUAGAGGGAAACAGCGACGCUAUUUUAAAAACCCCUUGUCAUUUACAAGCUAAAAUUAAAUUAAAAUCGAAAGAAAAGCCACUCGAAAAGGAUUUGAAAAAUGCUUCUAAUUACGAUGACAUGCGACAUGAUGUUCGAACUGAUCUCAAGCUGACUGAAAAAGGAAUCGACCUUAAACUGACUGAAAAGGAAGAGGCAUUCGAUAAGGAUGAUGACAAAACCCCUACAAAUGAAAUGUCGUUGAGUUCAAUUAAUGAAAUGACUGAUAACUCUGUUCUUAAGGAAUCUUUGGAAAGCGAAAAACAAGUUAUACUUUUAGCUGAAGAUUUGAAAAAUGAACUUAUUGUCGCUGACGAAGAAAAAGAUGAUGAUAAUUCGGAACGAAAUAAGUUUGUUAAUGCAUGGGUUGCAAGACUCGCCUGCGAAGAGAAGGAUUUAUAUUGGAUGUUAGAAGAAGUGACGCCUGAACAACAAAACUUGACCGCAGCAAUUAUUGAUUUCGUUAUGACAGAAGAACCUUGCGACAUCGAUAUCCUUAAACGAGCAUUAUACUGUCAGAUUCAAAGAGCAGAUAUAAGACGAAUUGGUUACUCUGUAAUAAACAAUAUUCUACAUUCCUCUCAAACGAUGUCUGAAAGUAUCAAAUACGCAGCACUUUCUGGUCUAUUAGGAGCCUCAAUGGCAGACUCAGUCCCAAACACCCACCUCAAACCUUCGAUACCACUAACGAAACCUUUGGAAAGCAUCGAAUCUGUGAUACCUUAUUCAAAAUAUAUGGUACUAUUGGAACGGUCAAAGCUCAUGGAUUUUAUUCUGAUCGAAUUGAAGGCAAGAGUUCUUGAAGGAGAACACACUCAACCUUUACCUCUCAAAAUGAGUGCAAAUUAUGGCGCACAUGCAUUAUUAAACCGACCGUCAAGGGCAAGGUUCCUAAUAACACUUCUGUCGUUGCUCAUCGAGGGUUGUCAAGGUCCAGAACUGGAGCAACUAAUAAACGGCGGGGCAUUGAGCUCUUGUUUGACCUUACUAAAACAAAUUGGAGGAGAUACAUCUCAACAUUCAUCUCUCACAUAUAAUGGGAUGAAGUCCAAAACUGAUUGCUUGGUUAUCUACGAAGACGAACGCCUUGGUGCACGCGCAAGAGGUGCGUCUUUGUCAGGUCCAGAACUUGCUUCCCUUAUGAAGAUUGGCACGCGGGUUGUGCGAGGAAAAGAUUGGAAAUGGGGUGAUCAGGAUGGUGUGCCAGGCGGAGAAGGUCGAGUCAUAGGCGAGCUGGGUGAGGAUGGUUGGGUCCGUGUAGCUUGGGAUGCAGGAGGUACCAACUCAUAUCGUAUGGGCAAAGAGGGUAAAUAUGACCUCAAGCUAGCGCGCUCACCUUCACCGCCGCCUUCAGUAGAUGAAACUGUACAAGGAAAUGUGGAAAAUAGCGUGGAAUGGUGGCCAGUAAGUGAAGUUCGUUCAGCGUGCACCUGCGCUGUGCGUGCUCUGUGCGCCGGCGCAGGAACCACGCCAGCCCCUAGUCCGGCAGCUCGACGGAAUGUUGCAGCUUUACAGAGGAGACUUUUGGCACUCUCGCAUGCACACGUCUAUCCACCACCAACUGCAUUUGCAUCACACACUCACACCGCAUUGGCAUUGUUACGAGCAAGCGCACAAAGUCCUGAGAUGAGGGUCUCCUUAUGCACUGAUUCAUGGUUCGAGCUUUGCUACAGCAUAAUAUCGUCGACAGACAAACCUAUUUCCCAGGAUCUCAUAUAUUUGCAGAUUCAGUCUCUAUGGCUUUUACGUCGUGUAUUAGCAGAGCAUACGGGCACACUAGAAUGGCGAAGAACUGUAACAGCGCAACUUAUAGCUUUGACGGGAAGGCUUUGGCUUGAAACUCACGUAGCUGAUCCGGCUUUGAGAGUGCACCCAUAUUCACCAAUCGCUCUUACUUCAAUAAACCUAGAUGAAGAGGAAGUAGACAAUAGAUGGAGAGCACCUGCGACCGCGAGUUACACUGGAGCGACAUGCUCAGCUAUUGUCAAUCUGAUACGCCAAUUGCACGCCUUACCACAGUGGCACGGACCAGUUACCACACUCUUACUUGAAAAGCUACAGUUGGCAGCGCAAAUGAUCACUAGUGACUGGCAUUGGUGGCCCCAUACCAGUCAGGAACUAACUCAAACUAUGAGGUCAACUCCUCCGACACUUAACAAUUGUCUCAUUGCUGGAGCGUUAGGGGUAGUGGGUGGAAUGGAAUGGCGUAUUCGACUUGGGCAAAGAGUAUGCGUGGGAUCACCGCCUAGAAACGCCAUCGUCACUCAGUUGUCGCCACGGGCUAAAAUAACUUUAUUGCACGAUGACAACACCUCUACUAAGACGGAUUUGAACAGCGUGCAAAGCGCUGAAUGUGAACGCUUGCCACAAGCUCUAGGCGGGGGUGAAAGUGCGUUGCGCGUUUGUGUCGCUUUAUUAGGCGCAGGACCGCAGGCUUCGCCAAUGCAUCCACACCACUUACCAGCUGAUGUAGACGUAUACGGACUUCGAAGGCAACAAAUGGAAUUGCUCACAUUGUGUGCUGUAAGAGGACUAUUGACUACUCGAACUCGCCUUAGAAAGGUUCUGAUGCAACCCCCGGAUAAUGGCGGUAACACAUUAGACAGGGGUACAACGCUGGGAACAGAGGGCACUUUGUUAAGACGUCUACUCGCAUUAGCCACUCGGCCGAGUCCACUGGCUUCCUCUCAUUCGCCUAAAGAGCUUGCUGCGGCUGCCCUUACAGUAGUUCAACAGUUAGCGGCCCAUGUUUCUGGUGACGAAAAAGAUUUCGAUGCUCCACCUGAGAUACCUCUAAUAGACAAAAGUAAUGUUAUGCAGGUAUCUAUGGGACCGUCAACUAGUACUGCAUCGCUAUCACGAAAAGAUUUAAACACGUGGGCAAAUUCGUCGCAAGUGCAACAGGUCAUUGAGAUGGGUUUUACGAGACACGCUGUUUAUUCCGCUAUACAGACACUGGGAGGUACAACUCUACCAACAGUGGAAGCCUUAGUGGCGUAUUUACUGGAGUUACCGAAACAGGGCAUGGACGAUACCGUGUUUGAAAUAAAGCCAACUACGUCAAAGCAAGAAAAGAAACAAAUGCCGUACCGAUGGCGUAGUUGCUUUGCCUCUGAAGACGAGUACGCUCAGUAUUUGUCCGAUAUCAUAACCCCUGGUAUGACAGUAAGAUGCUGUAAGGCUUAUGAAAGUAUUGCACUUGGCGAUGUCGGACAAGUUCAAAAAGUUGAACGCGAUAUAAAACAGAAUGUUUUUCUACACGUGGAAUGGCGCGGCUUAGGUCGAAUCUCGGGCGUACGCGCAUUACACGCGGAGGUUGUCUCAGGAGCUCCGCCGUUCGCAUCGGGCGAUCGCGUACGCGUUCGGGCAGCAGUUACACAACCGCGCUAUAAAUGGGGCUGUAUAGAUCACACCAGUGUUGGAACCGUCACAUCAAUAUCAAGCAAUGGACGAGAUUUAACAGUUGAUUUCCCUCAACAACCUGGCUGGACUGGACAAGUAAGCGAAAUGGAGCUAGUUACUGAUCAAUCCGAGUGGGGAGAAAGUGCGGGUGGAAGCACGGUAGGUUGGCGCGGCGCCGUCCGAGCCGUACGUGUUUCUUCAUGUCGCCCCGGUGCCGGAGCGCGUCGACUGCUUGACUCACAACCUCACACUUACUGGCAGAGCUCUAGUGGAACGGGCCAACAUUGGAUACGUGUAGAAAUGCGAUGUGGAGUACGCAUUCGACGUCUCGGUCUAGGCGUGGCGGGCGGUGCGCACGGUCCAGCCGCAUUAUCCGUUAGAGCUGGUAAUAGUUUUGAGGAUUCUGCCCUGGCGCCGCUUGCCGCAGUCCCGUGCACUCCCGCACCGCCUUCAAGGGACCGUCCGCCUACACAUCUGGCACAAAUACAGCUGCUUUCUGAUUGCAAACAGUAUUAUCCGUGUAUAGAAAUCGGAAUUAAACAAAAUAGGAACGUAAACGCCGAUUGUCGAGUUCACGGUCUUUACAUUACGGGAUUUAGACCUAAUCCAAUGUACACGGAAAUUUUAGGAAGUAUGAAUUUUGUGGCCGAAGAUUGGAUGGAAAAGGAUAACCCAGCGAGCACAGUUUCUACUGAUAAUAAUCCUCCAGUAUUACCAAACGACUGUCCAAAGGUGUACGUAUGGGGUUUAAAUGAUAAGGAUCAAUUGGCCGGUGUUAAGGGCUCCAAAGUGAAGGUUCCUGUAUUUUCCCCAGUACUAAGUGCCUUACGCCCUCUUCACAUAGCGGGCGGUUCUAAAACGUUGUUCAUUGUAUCACACGAUGGAAAGCUAUACGCUUGCGGAGAAGGCACGAAUGGUAGACUAGGUCUUGGACACAGCAACAACGUGUCAACUCCGCGUGCGAACCCGUACCUUUCACACGUGCUUGUGCGUCGAGUCGCUGUGCACUCUGGUGGAAAACACGCGUUGGCUCUCACUGCUGAUGGAAAGGUGUAUUCGUGGGGCGAAGGCGAAGAUGGGAAAUUGGGUCAAGGCAACCGCAUAACAUUGGAAGCUCCGCGUAUUAUCGAGUCGCUUUCCGGAGAACGAGUUGUAGGAAUCGCUUGUGGGUCCGCUCACAGUGCGUGCGUCACGGCAAGAGGACAUCUGUACACUUGGGGGCUGGGGGAAUAUGGACGAUUGGGCCAUGGAGAUGACGCUAUCCAACUUUUGCCCAAAAUGGUCGAAGCCCUGGCUGGAUUCAGGGUCGUACAAGUGGCCUGUGGUUCGCGGGACGCUCAAACUUUGGCCCUCACAGCAUGUGGAAAGGUUUUCUCUUGGGGAGAUGGUGACUUUGGAAAAUUAGGUCGGGGAGGUUCGGAUGGUUGCGCAGUGCCAAUGAACGUGGAAAGACUGAAUACGCUCGGGGUUAUUCAAGUUGAAUGCGGUGCUCAGUUCAGUUUAGCCCUGACUAGGGAUGGAGAGGUAUGGACGUGGGGUAAGGGCGACUACUUUCGGCUGGGGCACGGUUGCGACGCACAUGUACGUCGACCUACCAUCGUGGAGGCGUUACGAGGUCGACGCGUUAUACACGUCGCUGUUGGGGCGUUGCAUUGUUUAGCUGUAACUAGUGACAAUCAGGUAUGGGCAUGGGGAGACAACGAUCACGGCCAGCAAGGCAACGGAACCACUUGUGUCAACCGCCGGCCGGCAGUGGUUGCCGGUGUUGAGGGAGUCCAACGAGCCGCCGCGGGGUCUUCACAUUCAGCAGCCUGGGCGCUGAGGCCGACUGCCUUACAACCAGACAUUCAGACUCCACACGUCGCUCCGUUGCCAUUCCCCACUUUGAAGGAUCCGCUGGGAGCGCAAAGCCUUGGUCUCUACUUGGAUGAAAUCUCAGUAGAUGAACCACAAGGCCCGCGCCCCUCAUUAGCUGCUGCAGCACUGUCCCUCGAGCCUCCAGUAGCUGUACAACAUGCGCUUUCACUGAUUCUUCUCGCAUUACAUAUUACUCAGGCUCGCAGUCUUCUGGUAGAAGCCCUACGAGCACAUGAGGCAUCUUCGACAGCCGCUCCAGUGGUGGUUGGAAUGGAUUCUGAGGACGAUGACGCCGAAGCUGAUGCACGCACCGGUGGGGGUGAAGCACCAGCUGACAGAGCGACCUUACCGAGCGGAGCAAGCAGCCCACUAAGCGGUUCGAUAUCAUCCCGUCACUCAGCAGUGAUGUCUUCAAGUGCAGUGUCAGUUGCGGCCGCAACUAUGACUGUGCAACAGGCGGAGGCUCCUAAGUUGGCGCUAGAUGACUUUACAUCUCAAUUGGGCGAAUCGGAUGCAAGAGCGUUAGUGGAUCUGUUGAAGUUAGCUGCUGCGGGACGCGUGCCCGACGCCAGUAAUGCCGUCAAAGUCAUUACUGAUGUACUUAUGGCAUUAUGCUCAAGCAAGCCCGCAGUAGCGGACAUGGUGGUGGAGGUGUGCGUCUGUGAACUGGAAGAAGCGGCGGCUGGUGGUACAAGGGUACCGCCACAUCCUGUCACAGUCGACAGUCCGCAUCCGUAUGCAGACGACACCGAUAUAUCCGGCGUAGUGAAAAUUGCUGGCGCAUCAUCCCUACGAGUCUCGUUUGAACAAGGGUGCUCUACCGAAAGAAGGAAUGAUCCGCUGACAAUAUCAGACAGUGCUGGAAGAGUCCUUGCUGCUAGAUCUGGCAGGGAACCCGCGGACUGGGCUCAGGAAAUUAUUGUAAAUGGUGAUGAACUACGUUGGCGAUUUACGAGUGACGGAUCUGUAAACGGUUGGGGCUGGCGUUUCACAGCACAUCCUAUUUUGCCUUCUCACUCCAGCAUGGAAAGUGGCACGGAUCGCUAUAUACUAUCAUGUCCAUCCGUGGAAUUGGCUUGGCGGUUAUUAGACGGACCAUUGCUUUCGGCUAUAUCGAAUGAUCAUCAGUUAGCGCCGCGACUGGCGCAGGCAUUAGCUAUUUGUGCCCAAAUGCCUACAUUGUCGUGGCGUGGCCGUGUGUGGUGCGUGCGUCGUUUACGAGGUGUUGUAUGCGCGGGAGGUAUAGGAAGGAACGCAGGGGAGGGUGUUGCACCGCCUACCGCUUUGCAAGCGUUGCCGCAAUUAGUUCACACGCAGUACGAGCAUGAAGAACCUGCACUGCGUACUGGCACACAUCUGUUACAUACGCAUUAUCUUAAGGAGUUGGCCUGGCUCGCUUGCGGUCUACGCAUUGACAAUCGCGUGUGUUCCGGCCCCGAUGCGACCCGUUGGGCGUGGUUUAAACGAUACUGCUUGUGCAUGCGAACUGCGGAUGCGCUAAUACGUCGAGUGCCCAUGCCGGUGCCUUUCCUAGCAGAUGUGCGUAAGAGGCUUGCGGAUUUAGGAGUGUACAAUGUUGAAGAGAGCAGCUCAGAUGCGCAGAAUCCAUGGGAAGAUAACAAGGCCAUAACAAGACAACAUGACGAACAACUGCUGCAUUGGGUGAACAAACGACCAGAAGAUUGGUCAGGCUGGUGGAAUGGUAGUUCCCGUGGAUGUGCAGUGUACGGUUGGGGGCACAACCAUCGCGGACAACUUGGAGGGGUUGAGGGGGCCAAAGUUCGAACGCCCACACCUUGCCAUGCAUUAGCUACACUCAAUCCGGUGCAAUUAGUUGGUGGAGAGCAAACUUUAUUCGCAGUAACGCCUGACGGAAAGGUAUACGCUACUGGUUAUGGAGCAGGCGGCCGUUUAGGCAUAGGGGGUAUCGAUUCUGUUUCUCAACCUACGUUGUUAGCUUCUAUUCAACAUGUCUUCAUCUCCAAGGUGGCCUGCAAUUCAGGUGGUAAACAUUGCUUAGCAUUGUCUGUUGAUGGAGAAGUUUACAGUUGGGGCGAAGGAGAAGACGGAAAACUUGGCCAUGGGAAUAGAGUGAGCUACGAUCGUCCAAAAUUAAUAACAGCACUAUCUGGACUGGAAGUGGUAGCGAUAGCGUGUGGUGGAGCGCAUUCUGCUUGUUUAACUGCGAGAGGACGAAUAUACACUUGGGGUAAAGGGAGGUACGGUCGGCUUGGACACGGGGAUUCGGAAGACCAACUUGUGCCAAAAUUGGUAGAAGCGUUGUCAUCAUACCGAGUAAUUGACGUGGCCUGCGGUUCUGGCGACGCACAAACCUUAUGCAUUACUGACGAUGACAAUGUUUGGUCAUGGGGAGACGGAGACUAUGGAAAGCUUGGACGUGGUGGUUCAGAAGGCUGUAAGUUACCAAUGAGAAUCGAUUGCUUGAAGGGAUUACGGGUGAUAAAAGUUGAAUGUGGAUCUCAGUUCUCUGUGGCCUUAUGUCAGUGUGGCAGCGUGUAUACAUGGGGUAAAGGAGAUUAUCAUAGAUUGGGGCACGGAAGUUACGAACAUGUACGGCGACCGAUGCGGGUAACUGGUAUGCAAGGGAAGAUGAUUGUUUCCAUUGCUACAGGUAGUCUUCAUUGUGUCGCCUGUACCGACACAGGUGAGGUAUAUACAUGGGGUGAUAACGACGAAGGUCAACUGGGAGAUGGGACUACUUUGGCCGCACAGAGGCCAAGGCUGCUCCUGGCAUUACAGGGAAAACGUGUUACACGCGUUGCGUGCGGUAGCGCACAUACAGUGGCACUGUGCGUAGAGGCACCUCGCGCGCCGCGGCCGCCGCCUUCGCCGCCGCUGGAAUGCCACUUGCUUCGAGAUAUGUCACCGCAACUUAUUUGUAACAGACUGGUACUACUGCAUCAGUUUUCUGAACUAGUAUGCCCUAACCUACCGCUGCUGGUAUUAGACGAACCGCUGGAUCAACUCAGGAGUUUGCUGUUCUAUAGUGUAAAAGAUGCUGCCUUUAGAAAGGCAAUUAUGGCAACAAUGGUACGGGAACGUCAGCACGGCCCUAUAGUAGAACUGUCCCGAGUAGCGGCACGCAGAGCCCGUAGAGGCGGCAGUGGUUUGGCCGGACCAGCCGGCAUGCGUUCAGUGUUCGGUCAAAUGGUGGCUCGACUACCCGUACUUACGCAAGAUGCUUUGGCGCUACCACAUCGAGUUUGGAAGGUUAAAUUUGUGGGCGAAAGUGUUGACGACUGCGGUGGUGGAUACAGUGAAAGUAUUGCGGAAAUGUGUGAGGAGCUGCAAAAUGGAUCUCUACCGCUGUUGAUGGCCACACCCAAUGGGCGUGGAGACGCGGGUGCCUCGAGAGAUGCUUUUCUUCUCAACCCAACUGCUAAUACUCCUUUGCACCUUAACUGUUUUAGAUUCCUUGGUGUAUUAAUGGGCAUCGCAAUCAGAACCGGUUCGCCUCUCUCGCUAUCUUUAGCUGAAGGCGUAUGGCGACAGUUGGCCGGGCAACAACUUCGGCCGCAAGACCUGGCGGAAGUGGAUAAGGACUUUUUACCGGCCCUAUUGUGCAUACGCGACAUGACGCCUAGUAAUAAGGAAUUACAAAACCUUGAACUACCAUUCUCAAUACCGUCGGCAGCUGGACAUGAAGUUCCACUCUCGACACGACACAAACGAGUAACGCCUGAUAAUAAAGACGAGUAUGUGCAACUAGCGCUGCAUUACAGGCUCCACGAGUUCGACGAGCAAGUACGUGCAGUAAGGGACGGGAUGUCACGCGUUAUUCCCGCACCACUUUUAGCGCUCUUUAAUGCUUCGGAAUUGGAGACGCUCGUGUGCGGAUCACCAGACAUACCGGUCCACUCGUUACGUGCCUCUGCUACAUACAAAGGUGUUGAACCAAACGCUCCGCUUGUCCAAUGGUUCUGGGAAGUUAUGGAGGAACUUUCAGGCAGUGAGCGUGCUCUUUUCCUACGUUUCGUGUGGGGGAGAACGCGUUUGCCCCGCGCCCCUCAAGAUCCACGUCAAAGAGACUUCGUUCUACAGGUUCUCGACAAGUACCAACCACCAGAUCACUUUUUGCCAGAGAGCUAUACGUGUUUCUUCCUCCUAAAGAUGCCGAGGUAUUCCUGCAAGAGCGUAUUACGAGAAAAGUUAAGAUAUGCAAUACACUUCUGCAAAAGCAUCGACACGGACGAGUACGCACGCGUGGCACUCAGCGCCGCCGAAAGGGUCUCUUCAGAAGAAUCGGACUCUGAAGGUGACGGUACACCAAUGCCGACGUCGAUUCCUCCACCUGUACUUUAUUCACUCACCAGGGCACCAACGUGGCUAUGAAGUCUAUUUACGUGAAGUGCUAAACCGAGCCACGAAAGACAAGACUGCGAGAAUAAACGUGCCCUGACAUUAUUACCAUAAUUUACAUGGUAGACGAGUGGCGGAUACACAUGAUUCCUUCAUAGAUUUAUAUGGCGUUGGUAUAUAAAGGCAAGUUUUGCUUCCUCAGGACUAUGGUGGAUAUUUAAAUGCGCGAAGUAUCAGACAGUCAACUCAACUAAAAUUGGGUAUACACAACACCGAAUUUCGACUGCAUCUGUUUAUACAGACCUAAGUUGUCAUAACUGAACCGCGUGUGCGUGAAUUUUUGUUUCUCGUAUCAAAAAUAUGACGCAGACACAUCCACUUUCACAGACUUGUGAAACUGGAUGUGUCUGUUAUACUCGUUUGUGCCGGGUGGACAGGUGCGUCAGGCAAAGGUUGGUUUUUCCAUGCGCUGUAAUAUAAAUUAAUCCGUCAAUUACUCAUCAAAACUACCGACUGCAAGCGAUGCCAGUUGUGGCAUUUUUGUGCUGGUUUGCCUGCAUGAUGUCUACCAUGUAAAAAUGGCAGUUAGACAGACUUGUCUGAUAUUGACAAAUAAAAAAGUAGUAAAACUGACAUAAAUAUCGAAUAAUCCGCUUUUAUAUGUGUGUGUAUAAUAAUUAAGUAUUGGAUGUCAAAGUUCAACAAAUCACUUAAAACACAAUAUAAAAUUUUACUAAAGUGUCACGUUUAAAUUUUUUGCUUAUAAAGUUGUUAUUUAAUAAAAAAUAAGCAAAAAAAUUCAAUGAUGUUAAUUAAAACCUCGGAUUAAUCACUAAGUAAUAUGGUUUGUUGAACUAGACAAUCCAUCCCAUUUAGGGUCACGAAUUAUUAGACUGAUGCCUGUCGAAUAUUGUAAUAGUUAGCAGAAUAAAAAAAAAAUAUUUUCUGCCGAUCCUUGGGUUUUCUAAAUUAAAUUUUUACAAAUCCACUCUAGCAUUGAAAACAAAGGAAUCGCGCGAAACAUUUGCGACACGUAUUUUAUAAUUGGGCUACAAUUAUAAAGUCCAUUUGGCGUUGAAUUUUAUUAAAAUCAAAUGGAGUAUUUUAACGAUUAAGCUAUCGUGGAUGUCAAAAGAAAGGGCUAGCUUUCGCUAACCGACCUAUGUCUAUUUGAUUAUUUUUCACAUAAACACAAAUUAAUUAUCAAACAUGAGUGGAGCAAAGGUGUUCUUUAUACUACUCCGUUUUACAAAAACUCACCGUCUAGACGAAACGCAUCGGGCUUGAGACCCUUGAUGUAACUGAGAAGAAUAUUUAACGUAAUUCUUCCAUCCAUUUAUACAAGUACUAACUUUUAAUGCAAUAAAAUGCUUCCACUAUUUGGAUGCGAAACUAUUAUGAUGUAUCGAUUUUUAAAUAUAAUUGCAGUGAAUUAGAACAUUACUGCUAUUUAAACGCAAUGACUAUUAUCUACUACAUUGAUGAGUCUCAACAACAUUCCAAAAUUAUAAUUAGAAAAAAAUCCAAAAUUAUUAAUAGGUUCCACCUUUUGUGCAUUGAUGCUGUCUCCUUUCGGACAUACCUAUGUUACUCGGGGAUGUUUAAAUUAAACUCUAGCUUUAUGUUCUCGUAUUAAAUGCUACAUUGAUCAUUUUGAAUACUCGAUAACGCAAUGAUAUUUUAAUGUAGCUGUUUAAGGCAUUCAAAAGUUACUAACCAUAUCGCUUGUUUGCAAUUAAAAGCAUUCCAUCCAUACUAUUGUUACCGAAGCACGCAAGGGUUUGCUUUAAGUGAUCUUAUGUAGUUUGUAUACGCGUUAAAAGAUUUUCGGAACUUAUCGAUAAAAAAAAGAUGUAAAGUAUGUCUUAACUAAGUAUGCCUGAAUUCCAAUGCUCGAUAAUUAUUUAACUAAAUCGCAAUAUAUAUAAGCUUGAUAUUUUAAUCUUUAUAACAAAUAAAAUGAAUCUAUUUUAAUAAACCUCUAACAAAUGUAUAAUUUUGGAACAACCUACAUUUUUGCUAGAGUUUGUGUGAUCCUUUUAGUAUUAUGAAAGUUUUGAUAUUUAGGUUUUUUUUAACUAUAACUUUGCAGCACUCACAAAGUAUUAUGGAUUGAAAAUCUAUAGGUAUUAAAGUAUUUUUAAAGUGUGACGUCAAAUUAUCGAUGACUGAUACCAGUGUACAGCAGAUGCAACGAAUGGAUUUAGCUGUUUGUGAUUGUUGGCUUUUAGAUAGGAACGGAAUUUAGAAAGUGCAUUUUAUAUAGAACAAGCAAUUAAUGCUAGUCAGAUUGUUAAUAUAAAGGGCUUGAUAUAAACUUUAAUACCUACUUAUUUAUUUUAUUGUAAUUAAAAUAUUAUAAUAUGUUUUGAAUAAUAACUAUUUUACAAAAAGCACCUUAAGAUAUUGUUGACUCACCAAUAUAAUGCUUCUCUCUCCUUAUGCAUUAUAUCUUAGUACUCUCUUUAUUGUAUAUAUUUUUAGUUGUCCACAAAAAAUAUUUUGAAACCAUCAUACAUGAUACAAGCUAUUCAGUUAACUGUGUAAUUUAUAAUUGUAUGUAGUAUACGGAAUUGUAGUAUUAGUAGCACUGUAAUGAUUUUAGACAGUUGUCAUUUUAAAUCGUAUUUUCUAAAUAUAAAACACCACCUUGAAUUGUGGUAACUAACUUCAUUUUAAUAUUACAUUGCAGUUCUCACAGAUACCUAACACACAUUUACAUAGUUUGGUGCUAGUGCUUGAAUUAGUGUUAACGUUUUUUACAAAAGUUUUUAGAAAGCACAAAAUAAAUAUAAAAUAAGAUACAUAAAUAUAUUGAUACAUAGUAGUAGGCUCAAUAAUCCAUUGUAAUAUUCCAUAUGGCUUUGUUAUUCUUAAUCGAAGUAUGUAGCCUUAAACCUAUUAUAUGUUCACAAAUAUUCAUUUUAAUAUUUUGUGAUGCUUUUAAAAUUGUAUCCAAAUAUUUUUUCACCAAAGAAUAACCAGGAAAUUAAUAGCUGGACAGUGCUUACGUUGUAAAAAACAAUGAUAUAAAUUAUAUCAAUUCAUA